This is a messenger RNA of Penicillium robsamsonii, 4104 nucleotides long. Its product is annotated as DNA-directed RNA polymerase. Lineage: Eukaryota; Fungi; Ascomycota; Eurotiomycetes; Eurotiales; Aspergillaceae. Gene Ontology annotation, molecular function: DNA-directed RNA polymerase activity; mitochondrial promoter sequence-specific DNA binding. The coding region runs from base 1 to 4104 and encodes 1367 amino acids. Gene Ontology annotation, biological process: mitochondrial transcription. Gene Ontology annotation, cellular component: mitochondrial DNA-directed RNA polymerase complex. The transcript is spliced from 2 exons. The record is from RefSeq and is a predicted model, not a curated record.
AUGUUAUCUCGCGUGGCUUGUCAAAAAAAUGCUUUCCUUCACUUACGGCGGACUCAGGCCUGCCGACCAUCGUUCCAUCUGCCGACAACACGUUUUCAUUCAUAUUCGAGCAAUCGGAAUCCGCUUUUGAAUCUAUCGUCCAAUUCAAUUCACGAUCGCCCACGCAAUCCGUCUCCGCAAUCAGAACGUCGCCUUGCUACGGCCGCUGAUCACCCUAGCAUCGAUGGGCAUUCGCUGGAUACUUACGAUCACUUCAUGCACAUGCCGUUUGAGAACUUCGAUACAUCAUCCUUAAUUAUCCUCGACUCGACGCCACAAUCGCAAUCAAAAAUUUUCCGCAGGAGACAUGGUAUCGGCGGUGAUGAAAUGGAGAUGAAGGCCAAUCUAGAGCUCUCACUGAAGCUUGGAGAAUUCGAGCGAGCCUCUGGGUUGAUUGUUCGCCUCGGCCAUUAUCACCCGCCUGGCUCGGAUGAAUAUCUCCUUAUGCACAACCGUUUCAUGAAAAGUAUGGUGGCGCAUAUGAUUCUCAACCGGCAGCAAGAUAUGGUUCUACCGUUACAGAAGUGGUUUGAAGUUGAUAUGCCUGCUGGUGGCGUGACACCGGAUGCAAGCACCUUCGCGAUUAUGAUUCGAAUGGCGCUGCGUAUGCUUCAUGGAUCGAAGCGCGACAGAACUGUCCGUCGAUACUGGGAACUUGCCCAAAACGCGGGCUUGGAGGAAGAACUUGUCGGUAUUGAGGUUCUUGAGGACUCUGACGUUGGUGAACUGUCUAAGAUUUGCUCCUCCGACAUGUUGGACUUGGUCUCGAAAUACAUGGAACUCUCCCCAACUACUGAACUGCCUUCCCUACCUUCCGCAAUCGUCGAUGAUACCCCCCAGGUCCAACCUGCUCACCAAAGGGGAUUGGGACUGGCAUCUCUGAAGCAGUCCCUGUCCCUCUUCUCCGGUAAAAGCAAUAUAUACUUGCCCGAAAAUUUCACGGGCACCGAAGAAGAAGGAAAGCAAUUGAUUUCAGAUUUGAGGCAAACACGACUUGAAGCUGACAGUCUUGAUUCGGCCCUCUGCCGUUGGCGCUCGGAUAAUGCCGAGAGACAAAAAUCCGGGUUCAACGUCGCUUCCGAUGAGAAAAAGCUCAGCGGAAUCAUGAGCCAAUGGCACGCGGACCUUGUGAAAAGAAUCAAGAAGGAGCUUGCGCUCGUUGAGGAGGCUCUUUCGUCUCGUAUCAUAAGCCAAGAGCAAAAAGAGCGCUGUGAAUAUGGUGUGUUUUUGCAAGCCCUCGAUCCCGACCGAUUAGCUGCACUCACUCUCUUGUCUGUGAUGUCGUUGUUCAGCCGCCAGGGAAUGGACAGGGGAAUCAAACUUUCUGCUAUUGCUUCGGUAACUGGAAAAGAGCUGCAGGAUGAACUCAUUGCCGACUCCUAUUUGAAAAAGAGCAAGUCUAUGGAUCCGAAUCGUCUGAAGGCACUGAAGCAGGUACUCUCAAACCGCAAAGACAAGCAAGGCCGACUUCGAUGGCAAUCUCUCGUUGAGAAGAUCACUGCAGACGACGAAUCUGUAAUAUGGGGCUCUCGCUCACAAGUCAAAAUCGGUGCUGUUUUGAUGGGCAUGUUAGUCGAAGUUGGGAAAGUCGCGGUUUGGGCCGAGGAUCCUCUCACCAAAAAACGGACCCUCACUAUGCAACCAGGCUUCGACCAUUCUUAUCAGAUUCACUUCGGGAAACGAUCCGGUCAUAUCCACAUGAAUAAAAAACUUGUGGAAAUCGUUGCCAGAGAGCCACCCGCUGAGCUGUUGGCCCGCCACCUCCCCAUGGUUUGCAAACCUAAACCAUGGACAGGGCCAAGAACUGGCGGGUAUAAGAUAUACGAGACCAACCUAGUGCGCACUACUCCCGGUGAACUACUACAACCAGCCUACCUCAAAGCUGUCUUGAAAGAGGAUGGGCUGAAAGAGAUCCGAUCAGGCCUCGAUGUUCUCGGUUCCACUGGGUGGAAGAUCAACCAACCGGUUUUUGACGUGAUGCUCGAAGCUUGGAAUGGCGGGGAGGCUAUAGGAAAGCUUGCCCCCUUGGAUCCAGACCUACCAUCACCAGAACAACCAAGUCCAGAUGCCGACUACGGAAUCCAAAAAGAGUGGCACCAAAAGAUUCGUGAGAUCGAAAAUCUUCGUUCUGGAUAUCAUUCCGUUCGAUGCUUCCAGAACUUUCAGCUUGAGGUAGCGAGAGCUUACCGAAAAGAGGUCUUCUAUCUGCCCCAUAACAUGGAUUUCCGUGGGAGAGCUUACCCACUCCCUCCCUACAUGAAUCAGAUGGGAGCUGACAAUUCAAGAGGAUUGCUUCUUUUCGAUAAGGGAAAGGCACUCGGGGUAUCUGGCAUGCGCUGGUUGAAAAUUCAGAUUGCAAACUUGUUUGGAUUUGAUAAAGCGAGUAUGUCUGAACGGGAGCAAUUCACAAUGGACAACUUGGAUAAUGUUCUUGACUCUGCCAACGCGGGACUCCAUGGGCGACGGUGGUGGCUCCAGGCUGAGGAUCCAUGGCAGCUUUUGGCAGCGUGUUGCGAACUCCGGAACGCCUUGCAGCUCCCUGAUCCCACGGAAUACAUUUCCCAUCUUCCAAUUCACCAAGAUGGCUCUUGCAAUGGACUUCAACACUAUGCCGCUCUGGGUGGUGACCGUGUCGGCGCCCAACAGGUCAACCUUGAACCAUCUGAUCGCCCUUCAGAUGUCUAUACCGGUGUGUGCGAGUUUGUCAAGGAAGCCAUCGCACAGGACGCAGCCAAUGGUGACAAGUUCGCUCAGCGUCUCGUAGGCAGAGUCACCAGAAAGAUUGUGAAGCAGACGGUCAUGACUAAUGUCUAUGGCGUGACUUUUUUGGGCGCGACGAGACAGGUCAAAAGACAGCUUAUCGACUAUCUCCCUGAGCUUGAUAACUCAGAGAGGAACACCGCAGCUUUCUACAUCGCAACAAAAAUUUUCGGCGCUCUGGGAUCCAUGUUCAACGGAGCCCAUGAGAUCCAAUAUUGGCUUGGUGAUUGUGCCCAACGUAUUACACAGUCUGUCACACCGGAGCAAAUUGAGGAGCUCACGCAAGCAGCAUUAGUACCCAAAGAGGAACGCUCCGAGGAUUAUUCGACAUCCACUGAUCCAGAGAAAUCCUUCAGGUCGACUGUGAUUUGGACCACCCCCCUGGGUCUCCCAGUGGUCCAGCCAUAUCGCACUCGCAAGACGCGUCGUGUUGCGACUAGUUUACAAGACAUCAGUCUUGUUGAACCCGGCUCCGAUGAUGUCGUUUCAAAGCGCAAGCAGCUCCAGGCCUUCCCGCCUAACUUUAUCCACUCUCUUGAUGCCACACACAUGAUCAUGUCCGCCAAUGCAUGCCAUGAAGCGGGCCUGACUUUUUCCGCUGUCCAUGAUUCAUUCUGGACUCACGCUGCCGAUAUCGACCAGAUGAACCUCAUUCUUCGAGAUGCCUUCGUUCGCAUGCAUUCCGAUGAUGUUGUCGGGCGCCUCGGCGCUGAAUUUAAAGUGCGAUAUGGCAAGAACACGUUCCUGGCCAGAAUUCCUCGCACCACCCGCAUUGGUCGGGCGAUCUUCGCGCACCGUCAAAGCACUAGGGUAUCCAAACUCCAAGAGUUGAUCAACGAACACCGACGGCAAACAUUACUCAACUCGGAAGAUCCGGAGGAUCAGGCCGAGGGUCGUGCCAUGGUGACACCCUGCAGUAUCUUUGAAGCGCUAGGCGGUACACACUCUGACCUGACCACCUACAAAACAAUGGGUGAGAACUCAAUCGGGCACAUUCCCGAUGUUCUGCCAGAUGCGAAAACAGGAGGUUCAAUCGACACCAACGAUCCGGCCAUUGAAAGCCUGGUCGGUGACCUCGAGAUGUUUGAGGCAAAGCAGACCCGUGGCGAGAUAUCCACCGAAAUGCCGGAUGAUGUCCAUGGUGAACCUUCCGAACAUGAGUCUCAGAGCUCUGCGCAGCCAAAGGAGAAGCAGAAGCGCCAGUUAGCCACGUGGUUAUGGAUGCCUCUAACCUUCCGCCCAGUUCCUAAAAAGGGCGACUGGGACCUGACCCGUAUUCGCGAGAGCGAAUACUUCUUCUCGUGA